CGAGAAGCCAUGAGCAGGUGGAUCGCCCUCGCCCUUUUGGCCUGUGUGGCCGUGACUUCUGCGGCGGAGAAGGCCGAGGACAAGGCUGAGGACCUCAAGUCUGCGGCCUCUCACGGUCACCGCUCUUACGGAGGCUAUGGCGGCUACGGAGGCGGCUAUGGCGGUUACGGCGGCUACCAUGGUGGAUAUGGAGGCUAUAGCCGCGGCGGGUAUGGUGGAUACGGCCGCCGCGGACACGGUGGAUAUGGGAUUUACGGCGGAUACGGCGCAUAUGGAGGAUAUGGAGGAUACGGCGGCUAUGGCGGCUACAGUGGAUACGACAGCUACGGAGGCAGCGGCUAUGGCCACAACGUCUAUGGCUUCAAAGGCGGCUACGGUCACCCCGGCUACGGACACGUGUACGGCCGCAGCUACGGACGCUCGGUGCCGGUCUAUGGCUACGGAGGCUAUGGCUACGGCGGCGGCUACGGCCAUUAAGCAGCUCACAGCAGCUUUUGGGAUAGCCGGGGUCGCCGCGCAUGCGCGCCAAACACCAUGAAGAACGGGCUGUUGAACAGCGCAGACAACUCAGCUUUCGCCGUUCGACGACAGGUUGCAGCAGCAUUAUGGUGUCCUGUGCUUGACCCCCCAGUGAUCGAAGAUCCCAGUGUCAGUUGGGCUUCUGCUGCUCUUGAAACACUGAAAAAGUUUCGAUGCCUGAACUGUUCACCAAACGACCCCUUGACUACUUUCAAAAGCUCUGAAGACUUGGGUGUCCCUAGUAGCUCUGAAGUGUUGCAUUUGGCUCAAGUCAAAUAAUGAGCCAUUUGCGUUGCUCUGUUCAAUUGGGCGGCACUCUCAGAUAUCUUAAGCAGCUGUGCAGGCCCCUCAGGCUAGUGGACGGUACGUAAAUAGUUUCGUCUCAGGUUGUCGGACAGGUCACGUGGGUGGUAUGACGUCGCAUUUGCACUGAAGACAAUACCAUUGUGCUUAUCACGCAUCGAUGAUGGCAUGGCUUCCCACCACGCCUGCUCCGUGUUCCUUGUGUCUUUCGGGACGGCCGGUGAUCGGUUGUUCUUGCAUGAGUGAGCUGUAUGAGGUUG
This is a messenger RNA of Pollicipes pollicipes, 1082 nucleotides long. RefSeq names its product glycine-rich cell wall structural protein. The record is from RefSeq and is a predicted model, not a curated record. Lineage: Eukaryota; Metazoa; Arthropoda; Thecostraca; Pollicipedomorpha; Pollicipedidae. The transcript has 5 exons. Bases 10 to 477 code for a protein of 155 amino acids.